This is a messenger RNA of Cladocopium goreaui, 660 nucleotides long. Lineage: Eukaryota; Dinophyceae; Suessiales; Symbiodiniaceae. The record is from the annotation of a GenBank genome assembly.
AUGCAGCCAAAAGCUGAUGGAAGUUUCAAAGUCCCCGAAGAGCUUGUACAGGAAUGGCGUACAGGUGACCAAGCCCGUUUACUUCAAGAGUUCAAGCAUGCUGGUUUGGAUAAGGACAACUUUGUGAAAAGAAGCUUGAAAAGAAUCCGAGAACAAAUAUCCGAGAAUUCCAUGUGGGUGGAUGGUGAGUUUGUAUCUGAAGCGUACAUGAAAGAAGAGCUGCGUGACCAGUACGACAGGCAGAAGUUGUAUUGGUAUGAGCACAAUCUCAAAGGACGCAAGUUGAAAUGUGCCCGCAAGACAGUGACUGGGGAGGACUCAUCUGAUGUGGGAGAGGAUGAGUCGAACGGAGACCUUGAACUUGAAGCAUGGGAUCACGUAGACAUUCCCUUUGAUGCAGAAGAAGAUGUCAUGAAUGAGAAGGCGGAAAGCGCGCUGACUGAAGCAAAGGCUUUGAAGCAGAUUACCUUUCCCGAUAUGGAUUCGGAUGGGCUCCCCAGUAGUUAUGUCCCAAAAGUCUUGGGCUGCUUGGGAAAGUGGCAAUUGAAGAUGGCUGACUUGGCCUCGAAGUUCAAGUACAGUGGAGAUUCUUCCCUGAAACAGCUACUAGUCUUUCAGGAUCCAGGGUCACAUGGUUUGUCAUACAAUAUGUUUCUAUAA